AUGAGCAACGCCAACAAUGCUGCUAGCAUAGCUGCUCUAGCGGCGUUUAAUGCAGGCAAGAAGAAAGACGUGGAUGGUAAUACAACCACACACCCGCGACCAACUGGCCAAACACACAUGCAACAGCCACAGCCCAGAAGAAGCCCGACUCAGAAAAUUGUUACAACCACUACCACCAAAAAAGUAGGGAAUGCUCACACAGAUACAGCACCACUGGCGACACUUCAACCAGGAUAUUCACCCAUUCAGAAGCCACACAUCUAUGAUUCUUUGUCUGAUUAUGAAGACAGGGCAAGUAAUGGAGAUUACUUUACCCAAACACCACGCCAGGUAUCACGACGAAGUUCAGCCAAGCUGCCAAACUACCUGCCAAUGUUACUGCCACAAUCACCAAGGGAUAUGAUCAGCAGCGUAAAGAAUUCAAUAGAUUCCAAAGCCAUCAACAACGACGCCAGUUGUAAGCGAUUAUCGCUCGAUUAUUCGCCGCAUGAGAUGUUGAAGAAUCUUAAAGAUUCAUUAAAUAGAAAGUCUCAGUCGCAAAAUAUACCCAAGUUCAUGGAUUCCAGAGGUCAGACAAUUCUCGAUGGAGUUAGGGAGCGAGUCGGUGACAAUAUGAGAGAGACAUCGAAUAAUUUGGCCAAUCUUAGUCUAAAGCAGUACGAGUUCCAGAAGGCUAAUUCUGACGCCGAAUGUGGUAACAAUUAUAGUCGAAACGACUCCCGUACAUCAUUUGAAACGUGUCCAAAUGAUGUAGAGUCAAGACUGAACUCACGUCGCCAGCUGCUGACUCCUAAUGCACAUGGAGUGAGGAUAGAUGUGACCGACCAUGAUGCAGAAAUGAAUAAAGAAGAAGAAGAUUAUGACAAUAAUGACGUGACAAUUAAGAUCCCGGUACACGAGACUGACAAUCUGUCGGUGAUUAAUAGAGGAAUGAGAAGGAAGCCUCCGCCAGCAUCAGAUGAGGAUCUGGACACAAUAGCUCGUCUCACCACUUCAGAUACGGAUAAUAAUGAUGAUGCCUAUUUCAAUCUGAGUGAUGGGUACUCCGGUGACGAAUUGAGAAAAAAGAUGCAACUAAACGGAGUGUCGUCGGAGACUUUUUCCAGUGGAGAGGCUAUGCUACCGCCGGAUGAUUUUGUAUCAUUUACUGAUAAUGAUGAAUCCGAGCCUACAGGGGUGACCAAAGUAAAGGAUACCAAGUUUCCUCAAUUCCCUGAUGUAAGGAAGCACCAUCAACAUUUGUUUGGAAUGAGGCGUCAUAGAUUGAAGGAGGGUGACAAGUACCAAAGAUUUGAUUCGGGACCAAACUCCGAUGACGAGUUGCUGGAAUCGCCAAGUCAGGGACAGACACAGCUAGCACCAACAGCACCUUCCCCAAAACAACAAAUUCAACAACAAGGACACAAUAAUACAUCCAAGAGCAGUCUGCAGCCAGUACAAUUUAAAACCACAAUGAGAAAGACUAAUAAGCGUAAGGAUAGAAAAACUAAAUUCGAUGAGCUUAAGCCGUGGAAGACCCACGAUGAAUUGAAUUUCCUAACUGAACAAGAACGGAAAAGAUACGAAGGUGUGUGGGUAAGCAAUAAAGGACUUUACAUGAAUUUGGUGGUGACAAAGUUGAAUGGUGUUGAUUAUAAUCGAGUUGAUGGAGAAAAACCAACAAUUGAACAUGAUGAUUCAAUGAGGGCGGCGUUGAUAUCAACUAAUGUUAUUCAACCCGAUGCAAAAGAUGAGGGAGACAAUGUUAAGUCAGAGUCGAAAAAGGAUUCACCCGAUGAGGAGACACCCACAUCUAAAGCAGAGGAAGCGGCAAACAAAUUGCAUAGUUUGAAAAAUGCCGAUUUGAACCAAUUGAUACUUGGUCCCGUGGUGAAGAGGCUUUGGAAUCGAAGUCGAUUACCCAAUGACAUUUUGGAACAGAUUUGGAAUUUAGUUGAUUUCCGCCGUGAUGGUACAUUAAAUAAGAAUGAAUUUCUCGUGGGCAUGUGGCUUGUUGACCAAUGUCUUUAUGGUCGUAAGUUACCUAAAAAAGUUGAUUCUGUUGUUUGGAAUAGUCUUGGCGGUAUAGGAGUGAAUGUAAAUAUAAAUCUGAGAAGGUGGAAAUAG
Molecule: messenger RNA, 2106 nt
Organism: Lodderomyces margitis
Lineage: Eukaryota; Fungi; Ascomycota; Pichiomycetes; Serinales; Debaryomycetaceae
Gene: IRS4
Product: Irs4p
Exons: 1
Coding region: 1-2106 (701 amino acids)
Biological process (GO): actin cortical patch assembly; endosomal transport; endocytosis
Cellular component (GO): mating projection tip; plasma membrane; nucleus
Molecular function (GO): protein binding
Source: RefSeq, a predicted model, not a curated record